Drosophila gunungcola (fruit fly) is the source of this 3494-nucleotide messenger RNA. RefSeq lists its product as uncharacterized. The transcript has 10 exons. Gene Ontology annotation, molecular function: vitamin transmembrane transporter activity. Gene Ontology annotation, cellular component: plasma membrane. Bases 675 to 3380 code for a protein of 901 amino acids. Lineage: Eukaryota; Metazoa; Arthropoda; Insecta; Diptera; Drosophilidae. The record is from RefSeq and is a predicted model, not a curated record. Gene Ontology annotation, biological process: transmembrane transport; vitamin transport.
CAGAACAGCUGACCCGCGUUGCCAACCAUUCGAGCUGUUUCAGCGAACAGAUGCUGCGUCGUAGUUGUUGUUUUCGCGUGACGUAACAGCCGGCAACGCAACAAACAUGAAAUCGAAUUUAUUUAUGGCUCAGAAGUCAAUUGAUUUUAAUUGCCGCUGCCGUAUAAGGUGAAUAAAUGUUUAUUUUGCCCAAAGUGAUGUGCUGGCGACAAAUCGAUAACAACGGCUUUAUGGAAAUUGCCGAUCAUUCAGUUUUAAGCAUUCAACACGUGUGUAGGGUGUCUGGAAAAUUGGAAAACCGACCCACCUGUGCGUUUUUAAAUGCCAUUGUUUGUAUAUGAUAUGACUUUCCAAAGGUAAACGAUGGAGUGACAGACCGUAUUAUAAAUUCGCAAUUAUCUAACAGCGAUUUCUGUGUAAAUACAUUGCGGGCACUUGGAGGUGAUAAUUUCGGAUCCGCGUAGUGAAGAGAUUAGAUUGAGCCCACGACGACGACGAGACCAUGGCAUGAAACACCAGAUUGCCCGUGAACCUAGGCAAUAUAUUGAGCUUCACCUGUCCAGAUGCAGAAAGCCGGCUAACGGCAUCCGAAUCAGCCGCUCUACGUCAGAUCUAGUGGUGUUACGAGUCGUUACGUUGCGCGUUACGUCAGUGACCGUUACACAAUUGUUAUAAUGAAGGAGUGGCUUAAGAUUUCCUGCCUGCUGUGCGUCUUCGGCUGCAUCCGCGAGAUCCGUCCGUCGGAGCCCUACGUCACGGAAUAUCUGCUCGGUCCCUGGCGGAAUAUCACAGAGGAUCAGCUAACGCAUGAUGUCUACCCAGUGGGCACCUAUUCCUACUUGGUGCAGCUGGUCUUUGUUUUCCUGAUCACAGAUUUCCUCAGGUACAAGCCCCUGAUCAUCAUUAUUGGUGCCACUGGUGUGAUCAUAUGGAGCAUGCUCAUCUGGACCACCAGUCUGCUUUCACUGCAGAUUUUAGAAGUCUUUUACGGCACAUACAUGGCCGCAGAGGUGGCCUACUAUACGUACAUCUAUGCCAAAGUGGACAAGAAGUACUAUCCCAAGGUAACCUCCCACACCCGAGCGGCUAUGUUUGCCGGCAAGCUGCUUUCCGGGAUCAUAUCGCAGCUGAUGCUCUAUCUGGAGCUGAUGAACUACAGAGAGCUCAACUAUAUAACGCUGGCCACUCAAUUAGUUGCCAUGCUUUGGGCAUUUGGCCUGCCCCGAGUGGACAAAAGUCUUUACUUCCAUCGGGAGCAGCUGCCCAGUGCGGAUCAGCAGACCCAGUUGCCCGGAGAAGGCCACCUGGAGGUGGUGGAUCAGCAUCAGGAGGGUACUCCCACGCAGCCCCGAGCAUUGGGUCUCCUGUGGCUUCACUUUCGCAAUGCCUACACCAAUCCGCGAGUCAUUCAGUGGAGUCUGUGGUACGCCAUUGGACUGGCUGGCUAUCUACAGGUUACCUACUACAUGCAGGUUCUGUGGAAAGUAAUUGAACCGGAGCCUCUGAUAGCCUGGAACGGAGCCGUGGACGCUGUUCUGACAGCUUUGGCCGCACUGUGUGCACUGGCUGCCGGCUAUCUGCACACUGGUCGCCUCAGACCACGAACUUCCCUGCUGAUCCUGGCCCUUUUGUCCGCCGUGGAGGGCGGCUGUGUGCUGAUCUGCUGCUGGACGGAGGACAUUUUCUGGUCCUAUACGGGCUUUGUGCUCUUCGGUGCCCUAUACGGCUUUACUAUCACGGUGGCCAGUGCUGAGGUGGCCCGAAAUCUGGAAGAGGACAGCUUUGGACUAGUCUUCGGCUUCAAUACUUUGGUGGCCCUCGUUUUCCAAUCGCUCUUAACCAUGAUCCUUGUCACGGAUACAGGCUUUGAGCUCGACCCCGUUGGUCAGUACACGGUCUAUGCUUUUUAUUUCAUUGCCGUGGGCUUGCUCUAUCUGAUGUCCGUGCUGGUUGAGUGGAUCUGGUGCCGCGACAGCGAUAUCGAGAAGCUGGAGAAUUCUAUGGAUACUUACAUGUACGUCGACGAUCGUGGCGGAAUGGAGUCUUGGCUGAAGAUAUCGUGGGUGCUCUGCAUAUUCGGGUUCCUGCGGGAACUCCGCCCCUCAGAGCCCUACCAUGCGGAGAUCCUGAUGGGCGAGUGGUACCACGUCACCCAGGACGAGGUCAACCGAUCCGUCUAUCCGGUGGGCACCUACGCCUACCUGUCGCUCCUAAUCUUCGUCUUCCUCAUAACGGACUUACUCAGAUACAAACCCGUGAUCAUCGCAAAUGCCAUUACGGGCAUCUGCAUCUGGGGCACGCUCAUCUGGACCAGCACUUUGGGUGGCCUGCAGGCAGUGGAGGUGUUCUAUGGCUUCUACCAGGCGGCCGAGGUGGCCUACUACUCGUACAUCUACGCCAAGGUGGACAAGCAGUACUAUCCCAGGGUGACCUCGCACACCCGGGCGGCCAUGUUCGUGGGCAAACUGGUGGCCGGACUCCUGGCCCAGCUGGUCAUCGGCAUGCAGUGGAUGAACUACAAGCAACUGUUCUACAUUUCCGUGACCUCUCAGGUUGCGGCACUGCUUUGGGCCUUUGGCCUGCCCGAAGUGGAAAAGAGUUUGUACUUCCACAACCAAACCGAAGUCACAAAGGCGGAUACUGGAGCCCAGGAGAAGGGCUUAGAUCAGGGAAAGCCAGAGGAAAUGGAGCCGAAGGCAUCGUCCAGUCCCAGUGAGAAGAUACCAGCCUGGCAGCUCCUUUGGUCACAUUUCCGUAGUGCCUAUACCCAUGGCCAAGUAAUCCAAUGGAGUUUAUGGUACGCCAUUAGCCUGGCUGGAUUUCUGCAGAUUACCACCUACAUGCAGGUGGUGUGGAAGUCUUUCGAGAAUGAGCCAACAAUUGCUUGGAAUGGAGCUGUGGACGUGGCUCUGACCCUUCUGAGUGCUGUCUUUGCCCUCCUCGCCGGUUACUUCCAUGCCGGACGUUUGAGCACCAGGAGCAGCCUGCUCUCGAUGGCCCUUCUGUCGAUCCUCGAGGGCGGUUGUGUGCUCCUUUCCUGCUGGACCGCCAACAUAUACCUUUCCUACCUGGGCUACGUGCUCUACGGCGGGUUAUUCGCCUUUACCAUAACGGUGGCCAGUUCUGAGUUGGCCAGCAGCUUAUUGGAGGACAGCUUCGCUCUGGUGUUCGGUUUCAACACUUUUGUUGGCCUCAUCCUGCAAUGCAUCCUCACAUUCGCUGUCGUCUCAGAGAAAGCGAAUCUAAAUCUUGAUGUUUUCCAGCAGUUCACGGUCUACGCAUUUUAUUUCAUAGUUAUUGGAGUAGUAUAUUCAAUAGGCGUUGUACUACAAUAUUUAUGGUCAUGCUUGAAGAGAUCAAAGUCGAUUCAAGUAAACUAAACAGUUACUGAGCUUUAUAAGACAGUUUGAUAAAAGAUUAGAUAUUUGUAUGUUAUUAUUGGUUGAAAAUGUAGAGUUUAGUAGUAUUUUUUAAAUAAAAUACAUCACAAUUAA